Messenger RNA from Diorhabda sublineata, 2615 nucleotides. RefSeq lists its product as uncharacterized. The transcript is spliced from 3 exons. NCBI's taxonomy places the organism in Eukaryota, Metazoa, Arthropoda, Insecta, Coleoptera, Chrysomelidae. Bases 1210 to 2574 code for a protein of 454 amino acids. The record is from RefSeq and is a predicted model, not a curated record.
UAUUCCUUUUUUAUUCUUUUAGGAAAACAUCGAUGUUUCAAAACUUCGAUGAUUUUCUUCCGAUGAUUAUCAGCUAUCGAUGUUCACUAAAUAAAAAAACAUCGAUGGCCCUAGUUGCAAGGGCGAGAUUUUGCAUGAAACAAUCAUCAUCUGAAACAAACUUUUCGUCGAGAAAUAUUGCAUUAUAUGAAAAUGUCAUCGACCUGAUUAACUCGAGAUCAGUUUCCGAUCAACAAUCAUAGUUUACGAGAAAUCCUCAGCUUGUUUGCAGUUUUUCCCGAAUUUCUUGUAAACAGAUGAAAAAGACAAGUAUGUGGUAUUUUUUAAAAUGUAGUUAUGAAGUAUCAGUCCCUCUUACUAUUUUAUAUUUUGCGGUUAAAUUGAUUCUUCACUAAAAAAAUUCAUUUAAUCAUAUACUUUUCGAUGUGCUCAUAAUUUUUUUACAUUCCAUAAAAUCUUGAAUAAGAUAUUAACGACAUACAUUUAACAAAUAUUUUAAUGAUAAAUAAUAAUUUUAAAUAGUUGUUCCGACAUUGCCAUAUAUCUCUGGAUUAAAAACAGAACACAAUAUAGAAAUACGAUAGUCCGUGUUGUAUGGUCACGUAAUGAAAUUGGUAAACUAGUUAAUAGGUCAUGACUUGUAUAUAUGCUGCAAAGUUUACGAGUACGUUCAUCUUGCCAACUUCAUUUCAAUCGCAUUAAACAAAGAAAAUAAAAUGUUUGAUGUUCUGUUAGCUGAAAUCGUGAUUUAAUACAUUAGUUUGAUUAUUUAAAAAAUAAAUAAUGCUAAUGAAAGACAUAUUCGUUACUUUUAUACCGAGCGAUUCAUUCAAUUCUGAACUGUUAUUUUAGGGACCAUCAAAUAUAAUGAUUCAACCAUUAUCAAGUUUCCAAAAUGGAAAAAUCUAUAAAUAAUACUAGAAAAUUUUUCGUUUCAUUAGUAUGCAAUUAAAAAUAAGCAGAUUCCUCUUUUUUUCUGGAUGUAUAUACAAUGUAUUAUUAGCUUUGCUCGUGGUAGAUAUCCUGAACAUGUUCUGUCACCAAAUUAUGCGCAGAGUGAAAUCGUGCGUUCGCGGUGCUAAUAAAACAUCCUGUGUUCUGCAGUACAGAUUUCUACGUCCAAACAUGUUCUGAAUACGUCCAAUGGUUUUUCUUCGGAACAAAAGGCAUUAUCCAGAAAACAGUAUGUAGCUGAAAUGGAACGUGACAAUGACAAUUUUUAAACAUUUCCAUCUCCUCAGUUUCUUGUCUAUCGCACUGUACAGUCCGACAUAUUCGCAAAGCAUACCCGAUGAUAGAAAAUAUGGCUGCACAUGGCAUGGAGGUUCCGUAGCAAAACUAUCUUGCAAUUGUGAGCCUUGGGCUGAGAUGAUCCUAAAACCCAACUCUAUCGACUCCUAUUCUACUUCGGAAAUCCUCAUAAACGGCUGUAAAUCGAUCAGAAUAGAAGCGAACGCAAUAUCGCAAAUGAGAAACCUGAGAACUUUGGCUCUUAGUAACGUAGGAUCUAUAGAUUUUUCUAGCGACAGUAUCAAUUGGUAUGGAUACAAAGACUACAGCGGACGAUUAGAAGAAGAAAGAUUCGACAUAUCAGUCCCAUCUUUGAAAAUACACGUUUACGCAAGCAACAUAUCCCGAAUAUCUAGUCACGCUUUUGCUGGACGUAUCAGCGAGAUCACUUUAGAAGAUUUGAAUAUAGUAAAUUUAGAACCGUUGGCUUUCGUUAAUUUGUUACAAACCGAAAAAAUAUCACUAAGAAAUACGGUUUUGAUAAAUGUGGGAGUACAAGCUUUCAAGAAAUUUUCUACGGAACAUUUCGAACUAAUCAGUGUCACAGCCGAUUUAUUACCCAGCAGGGCUAUUUCUAAUAUCACCGUUUACCAAAACGUUACCAUCCACAAUUGUGUAUUCAAUACAAUCCGUUCCGGAGGAUUCACAAUUUACAAUCCGAAAGUAUUACAAGUUACGAACAAUAAAGUGCAACAUUUAAGCGGUGAAGCUUUCAAAGUAAUUUCGAGAGGUUUCGUCCUGUUUCGAGAUAACGAUUUUGGAUUUGUCGAUGACGGUGCUUUUCUUGGUGUAAAAAUAAGAAAAGAUACUCAUCCCGGCGAUCCGACUUUUAUAUUCGAUUCCAAUAGAUUAUCAAAUUUGAGUAGUUCUGCUUUGCAAACAUUCGAACCAGGCGUUCAAUUUAAAAAUAUUUAUCUCGGUGAAAGCUGUGAUUGUUUAGGUGUCGAAGAAAAAAUUAAAGAGAGUGAGUAUUACGCGGAACUUCAAUGUCUGAACGACGGUCAAUAUACGACGGUGGAAUAUUUCAAAGUCCACAUGUGCUCGGUUGUCAGCAACUAUUUUGUUAUGAUAAUUAUCGUUUCCGUUAUCGGUUGUUUGCUUAUAGUCGUCGUUUCUGGCUUGUUACUGUAUUACAAGUUCGUUUACAGGACUAGGAAAUACGGAAAUAAGAAUAGUUCCAAAAAAGGACCUUUAAGUCUUAUCGUACCAGAUGGUAGAACGUAUAGAGAAACAGAAUUGCACGUUAUUGUUGAAAGAACUGAUCUCCUUACAACUGAUUUGUAAAUAUUCAUUAUUAUAUUUAUUUAUUAAAAUAUUAUCAACUA